GCGCAUGCGCUGUUGGUCCUCCUGUCAGGAGGCAAACAUGGCGGCGGGAGGGUGCCGGUGUUGCUGCUGCUGCUGUUGUGGAGAAGAAAGGGGGAGCUGCACCCCGGAGGAGCUGACCAUCCUUGGAGAAACAGAAGAAGAGGAAGGCGAGAUCCUGCCCCGCAAGGACUAUGAACCCUACCUGGAAGUUUUGGAAGGCCUGGACAACAAGAAAGGCCGGCGCUACGAAGCGGUCAAGUGGACGGUGGUGUUUGCUAUCGGGGUCUGCACUGGGCUGCCAGAGGCGGCCGGCUCUGGGAUCCCUGAAAUCAAGUGCUACUUGAAUGGCGUGAAGGUCCCGGGGGUCGUGCGCCUGCGGACCCUUCUCUGCAAGGCCCUGGGGGUGCUCUUCAGCGUGGCUGGAGUGGACUCUUUUGGGGGCUCACUGACCCCUCAGGCUUUGCUUCGUAGGGACAAAAGGGACUUUGUCUCGGCCGGAGCAGCAGCCGGGGUGGCAGCGGCCUUUGGGGCUCCCAUUGGUGGGACACUCUUCAGCCUGGAAGAAGGAUCUUCCUUCUGGAACCAAGGCCUCACCUGGAAAGUGCUCUUCUGCUCCAUGGCGGCCACCUUCACGCUCAACUUCUUCCGUUCUGGGAUCCGCUUUGGAAGUUGGGGCUCCUUCGAGUUGCCGGGGCUGCUCAACUUCGGGGAGUUCAAGUGCUCGGAGUCGGACAAGAAGUGCCACCUGUGGACGGUGGUGGACCUGGGCUUCUUCAUCCUGAUGGGGGUCCUGGGGGGCCUCCUGGGGGCCGCCUUCAACUGCCUCAACAAGCGCCUGGCCAAGUACCGCAUGCGCAACGUCCACCCCAAGCCCAAGCUGGUCAGGGUCUUGGAGAGCCUCCUGGUGUGCCUGAGCACCACCCUUGUGAUCUUUGUCGCCUCGAUGGUUUUGGGGGAGUGCCGUCCCCUCUCGUCCGCCAAUCACGGAGAGAACACCUCACUCAGCCUGCAGGGCUCGUCGUCCGAGGAAGUCAACUCCAGCAUCAAGACCUUCUUCUGCCCCAACGACACCUACAACGACAUGGCCACCCUCUUCUUCAACCCCCAGGAGUCGGCCAUCUUGCAGCUUUUCCACCAGGAGGGGACCUUCAGCCCCGUCACGCUCGCCUUGUUUUUCCUCUUGUACUUCUUGCUUUCCUGCUGGACUUACGGGAUUUCAGUGCCCAGCGGCCUCUUUGUCCCUUCGCUGCUUUGUGGCGCGGCCUUUGGGCGCCUGGUGGCCAACCUCCUGAAAAGCUAUAUCGGCCUGGACCACAUCUACUCGGGGACGUUUGCGCUGAUCGGAGCAGCGGCCUUCUUGGGCGGCGUGGUCCGGAUGACCAUCAGCUUGACCAUCAUCCUGAUCGAGUCCACCAAUGAGAUCACGUACGGACUGCCCAUCAUGAUCACGCUGAUGGUGGCCAAAUGGACCGGCGACUUCUUCAACAAGGGCAUCUACGAUGUCUACAUCAACCUGCGGGGAGUCCCUUUGCUGGAAUGGGAAACGAAAGCCGAGAUGGACAAGUUGCGAGCCUGCGACAUCAUGGAGCCCAACCUGAUGUAUGUCUACCCGCACACGCGCAUCCAGUCCCUGGUGAGCAUCCUGCGCACGACGGUGCAUCACGCCUUCCCUGUGGUCACUGAGAACCGGGCCUACGAGAAGGAGUUCAUGAAGUGGGACCAGCUCAUCAGCAACAACAUCAAGUUCAAGAAGUCCAGCAUCCUGACCAGGGCCGGUGAGCAGCGCAAGCGAAGCCAGUCCAUGAAGUCCUAUCCAUCCAGCGAGCUGCGCAACGUUUGCGACGACCGCGUAGCAACAGAAGAGCCUUCGGAAACAGAGGACAUGCUGCAACAGAUGCUAGAACGAAGAUAUACUCCGUACCCCAACUUGUAUCCGGACCAGUCGCCCAGCGAGGAGUGGACCAUGGAGGAGCGCUUCCGCCCUUUGACCUUUCACGGCCUGAUCUUGCGCUCACAGCUGGUCACGUUGCUCGUGAGGGGUGUCUGCUAUGCCGAGAACCAGUCGAGUGCCAGCCAACCCCGGCUCUCGUACGCAGAAAUGGCGGAGGAUUAUCCCCGCUAUCCGGACAUCCAUGACUUAGACCUCACUCUCCUGAAUCCCAGGAUGAUUGUGAGAACAGAAACUCCAUAG
Molecule: messenger RNA, 2170 nt
Organism: Anolis sagrei ordinatus
Lineage: Eukaryota; Metazoa; Chordata; Lepidosauria; Squamata; Anolidae
Source: RefSeq, a predicted model, not a curated record